AUGGACGCCACGCAGUUCGACAAGUUUUUGGACAAGUCAUAUAGUAUUCUCGGUAUGGGAACCAUGACGUUCGGCGGUAUGAGUAUGUCGAACGGUCUGAUGGUCAUCAUCGCGAUCGUAGGCGCCAUCACGUGCCGCCAAGGCGACAAGAAGUGGGUUGGUGGAGGCUUCUUCCUGGCGGGUGUGGCGGCCUUCACGGCCAUGUUGACGUUCGUGCUGUGGCUGGUGCAGGCGGGUCCGUUGGGUGAGAAGGAUGACACGUCGUUGAAGACAGCAUUCUUCCUGAUGAUCAUCGCGAUGCUGCACUACCCGCUGGCGAUGUUCAUGUUCUGGAAGCACUUGCAGUUGGAGACGGGAAAGGGAAGCUCGGUGGCCUAG
Phytophthora infestans T30-4 is the source of this 378-nucleotide messenger RNA. RefSeq lists its product as uncharacterized. Bases 1 to 378 code for a protein of 125 amino acids. The transcript has a single exon. The record is from RefSeq and is a predicted model, not a curated record. NCBI's taxonomy places the organism in Eukaryota, Oomycota, Peronosporomycetes, Peronosporales, Peronosporaceae.